This is a messenger RNA of Coregonus clupeaformis (lake whitefish), 1904 nucleotides long. RefSeq names its product aquaporin-9-like. Lineage: Eukaryota; Metazoa; Chordata; Actinopteri; Salmoniformes; Salmonidae. Gene Ontology annotation, molecular function: urea transmembrane transporter activity; water channel activity; glycerol channel activity. Gene Ontology annotation, cellular component: plasma membrane; basolateral plasma membrane. Bases 175 to 1089 code for a protein of 304 amino acids. The record is from RefSeq and is a predicted model, not a curated record. The transcript has 6 exons. Gene Ontology annotation, biological process: water transport; glycerol transmembrane transport.
CCAUGGGUAUGAACAAUAGAGAUCAAUGAGACAUGCUGAAUGGGUGUAGACUCGUCUCUGCUAGGGGUGGAGGACGUGGGAGUGUCUGGAGGUGGUGGGGGUCUACCGAUGCUCCAGAGACACUGAGACUGUUGGAUAACUGUCAGGUUUGACAGCACGUUACCACGGUGAUACAUGGAGAUGAAACACAGGAGAACUAUGAGGCAACGCUAUGCUCUGAAACAUGGGAUACUCAAGGAGUUCCUGGCUGAGUUCCUGGGGACUUUUAUCUUGGUUUUGUUUGGCGUUGGGUCUGUUGCUCAGACGGUCCUGAGUCGUAAUACCAUGGGGGAGACGCUCACCAUCCACAUAGGCUUCUCUGUAGGACUGAUGAUGGCAGUGUACGUGGCCGGAGGAGUGUCAGGUGCCCAUGUGAACCCUGCUGUCUCCCUGGCCAUGGUGAUCCUGGGAAAACUCAAGUUCUAUAAGUUCCCCGUCUAUGUCGUCGCUCAGUUCCUCGGUGCUUUCUCUGGAGCUGCUGCAGUGUUUGGGCUUUAUUAUGAUGCUUUUAUGGACUUCACCAACGGAAUUUUAUCAGUGACUGGUAUUAAUGCCACCGGUCACAUCUUUGCCUCUUACCCUGCCAGGUCCCUGACCAUCCUCGGAGGCCUCAUAGACCAGGCAGUGGGAACAGGCAUGCUGGUGUUGUGUAUCCUGGCCAUCAUCGAUGGGAAGAACAUCGGCGCCCCUAGGGGCAUGGAGCCACUGUGCAUCGGCCUGGUCAUCAUGGCUAUCGGGGUGUCCAUGGGGCUGAACUGUGGGUACCCCCUCAACCCUGCCAGGGACCUGGGGCCACGGGUCUUCACUGCUGUAGCAGGCUGGGGCUGGGAGGUGUUCAGCACAUCAGACUACUGGUGGUGGGUCCCCGUGGCUGGGCCGAUGGUAGGGGGCGUAGUCGGGGCCCUGGUCUACUUCCUGUUCAUCGAGAUGCAUCACAAACAGCCGGAGAAACCCCACGAGGUGGAGGAGGAGGAUGAAGAGGAGGAGGAGGAAGAUCUGGAGGAGGACAGCAGUCUUAAGGACAAAUACGAGAUGAUACCCAUGAGUUAGAGAGUUACGGUUAGAGAGAUUCAUUCAGUUACAAGGACUAUAAAAUAAAACGUCUGUCUGGUUCACAUCAAUGUUACUGUAAAGUCAAAUCAGGAGAGAAAUGUCAUGUGGGGAGACAAACACACACACACACAACAUCACACACACACACACACACACACACACAUCACACAGACCAAGGACAGGCUUGAUCUCUGUGUGCUGUGGUUAAACCCUGUGGUAGAGGGAGUCGAAGAGUUAUAGCCUGUUAUUACAUGUCAUAGCCUUUAGUAACCAGACCGGUAUGCUACGUAUGAGUGACUGAUCACAGUAAGAGUUAUAGCCUGUUAUUACAUGUCAUAGCCUUCAGUAACCAGGCCGGUAUGCUUCGUAUGAGUGACUGAUCACAGUGCAAGGCCUUUUCGCUCAGUGCUGAUGGGCUCCCCCGAUAGUCAGUCUACAUGGAGAAACACUGUAGAACAGGUUAUUGUUACUUGUUAAUAGGUAAAGAUACAGAAUGGUUAGUUCAUAAUGAUCUGUUACUUGUAUCGAUCCACAACAACACUGGAAAAGUAAUAUUAUGUAUGUGAUAUUCCACCCCUUACGAUUCCAUUUGGACUACACCUCUUGUCAGUUUUCUGUAAAUGAGGUUCAUGCAGACAAUUAACCCAGCCCAUUUUGAUGUUCUUUUGUUGUUGUAGUAAUGUUUGCGUUGUAAUUGCAGAAGGUAUAGCUUCAACAUAGGCUUUAGAUUGCAAUUUUGACCAUACCACUUCAUACUCUGUGCAUUGAAAGAGACCGCGUGCGUAUCUAAGGAAACCCUGAGAAAUAACAAA